This is a messenger RNA of Schizosaccharomyces octosporus yFS286, 3744 nucleotides long. Its product is annotated as tubulin specific chaperone cofactor D. The transcript has 6 exons. The coding region runs from base 324 to 3671 and encodes 1115 amino acids. Lineage: Eukaryota; Fungi; Ascomycota; Schizosaccharomycetes; Schizosaccharomycetales; Schizosaccharomycetaceae. The record is from RefSeq and is a predicted model, not a curated record. Gene Ontology annotation, biological process: post-chaperonin tubulin folding pathway; microtubule cytoskeleton organization; tubulin complex assembly. Gene Ontology annotation, molecular function: GTPase activator activity; beta-tubulin binding.
AAAAAAAAUGCUUAGAAAAAUUUAUUAUUUUCUACUAUGUAAUUGCCUUCUAGUUUCCUUUUUUUAUAACAUUAUACUCUUGGGAGAAAUCUUACAUUGUUCACAUCGAAUCACUAUAAUGAAAUCGUGGUUUGUUAAGAAACUUAUUUAGAGAUUGAAAUCCUACUGAUGUAAAAAGGAAUAGAAAGCGAAUGAAAAAAUUGAAAUUAUAUGUAGAAGCGCAGACCUUUGCUUUACGUCGUUCGUACUACCUGACCCUUUGUGUGCGUGCAUCCAUUACUCUUGCCUUGGCUUGAUAAACUUCUUCAUGUAAUAUUUAGUAAAUGGAAUUUGACGAAGAAACAUCUGGGUUUCUUAUACCCCACGAAGAAAAAUUUUUGAGCGGGUUCAUCUAUAGUAUCGGAUCCUUCUGCAAGAGUCUUGAGACUGCUGACGAUCCCUCUGGAAAACAACGUCUAUGUGAUGAAGUGCUAGAAUAUGUACAGGGUUGCCAACAACAACCUACGCUAUUAGAUAAAAUACUUUCGAAGUAUGUUCCCAUAUUAAGCAGCUAUGUUCAUUCAAAUGAAAGUCUAGACAACCUUCUCAGUUCUUUGGUUGUGUACAACUUUUGUCGAAUACGUGGCCUUAAAGUCAUUCGCGUCUUAUUUCCUACAGAAGUGCAGCAAGUAGAAAUCCUUUAUCAUUUCCUAAAAAAUGAAGAGAUUUUGUCAUGGCAGACCAUUUAUGUAAACCUUUUAUGGCUUUCUCAAUUGCUAAAUAUCCCCUUCCCUCUUUCUUCUAUUGAACAAAGCAGUAAUCUCCAACAACGUAUUGUGAGCCUUUCUCUCUUUUUUCUAGACAGGAGUGGAUUGGAAAGAGAAGCUGCUUCUUUGGUUUUGGCGCGUUUACUCUCCAGACAAGAUUGCGUACAUUUAUUACCAAACAUCUUACAGUCCACGAUUGAUCUCUGGGAUUCGAAAAAUCUAUUUUAUAAAAUUGGAUUUGUUUCAUCCGUGGCAGCAAAUUUAAAGAUAUGUCAAAGAGAAGACUUUUUGGAUUAUGCAAGCAAUGUUGUGUCAUUUUUAAGAUUCGUUCAAGCCUCAAAUUCCAGUAGUAAAAGUACCGCUAUACAUAAGCUUCUUUCAAAGUGCUAUGCAAGAGUAGGAUUGCUUUUAGUUCCUAUUAAAGCAUCCUCCAGUUGGAAAUAUGACCCUUUUAUUCCAGACUCUUUUCAUUCUUUACCCCAAGACACCGAAAUAUCCGUACAUACUUACUUGGAGGAAAUUAUAGACUUUCUGCUUUCUUCAGUUGAAUACAGUGAUACUUUUGUGCGGUGGUCUGCUGCAAAGGGCCUAGCCAGAAUUGUAGAACGUCUUCCCUGGUACUUGGCCGAACAAGUGAUUGACGCUGUCAUUGUUUUAACACUUGAUAACACCUUUCUAAAUCCAAUUUAUAACACUGUUAAUGUAUCAAUUACUUUUCCAGAUCUUUGGCAUGGUUCUAUUCUUUUUUUUGCUAGAUUGGCAAACAUGAGACUUCUAAAAUAUAAAACAAUUUUGCAUAUUCUUCCCCUCAUUGAACUAGGUUUAUCUUACGAAAUUCGCGUUGGAACACGCGUUUCUGGUCAGAGCAUUCGCGACGCUUCUUGUUAUUUCAUAUGGUCUCUAUACAGAUCCUAUUCUCGUAAAGAUAUUGAGCCUGUUCAAUUGAACAUUGUAAUCAAUUUGCUUCAAACCGUAUUAUUUGACAGAGAAGUCAAUAUUCGCAGAGCAGCAACAGCCGCUUUAUUUGAAAUAGUCGGAAGGCAUGCUUCUGUACCUGAUGGUUUAAAUCUUAUUUCAUUGCUUAACUAUACCUCUGUAUCUGAUAUUUCGAACUGCUAUUGCGUGUAUACAUUAGAGGUUGCCAAAAACCCGCAUUUUCGUACUUGCAUUUAUCAAAAGUUAUUGCAGAAUUUGCAUCAUUUUGAUUCCAAAAUUCAGAACCUAUCAGAUGCAUGUCUGUAUAGAUUAUUUUCAAUAUACAACGAGGAAGCUCCGAUGAAUCUGCCUUUUCUUAAAGACCGACUUUCGACCGGAAAUAUUGAUCAUGCUUAUGGUGAUUUUCUCGCCAUUGGUAGCACCCUGAGAUGCUUAUUAGAUCAAGAUUAUUCGAUGGUUAUUGACGAAGUUGGACCUUUACUUGAGUAUGGCACUUACAUGCCGGUUGAUAGGUUUUCUCGUUCGCAAAAAACUAAACUACUUUCUGGAGUUUGUAGAUUGAUAAACUCAGUUUUCUCUUCUAGGUGCGAAUUUGAAAAAAACAUAACGGAUCUUGCCUUCAAUUGUAUAAGAACUGCAAUUUCCCUUCGAGAGGAAUGCAUAACUGAGGAUAUAUCCAGUGCAUUCAACUCUUUGAUACAACACGACUCAUCAGGAAGUUACCUAUCUGAAUUGAUGUCUUCAUAUAACAUAAAUUCUUCUCCAGAAGAAUUCUCAACAAUCGUUUCUAUAAUUGAAAAACUGCCUGAUAUCGAUAUGUCUCAUCAAGAAAGUAUAGUUUUGUAUUUGAAAACGGCAUAUUGUUCAAAGAACAUAUCUAUAGAAUUACAGUCUUCAAUCGUUUCGGCCUUUAAAGGCCUAUGCCAAAGUGUGUAUAAGAAGUCAACGAUUAAUACCAUAAAUGAGUUUACCACAUUCCUUAUUUCAAUUUCGUAUAACUACAAAGUUGAUACAAGAGGAGAUGUAGGCUCAUGGGUAAGAAAACAAUCAUUGCUUGUAUUUAAUAGAUUGAUCACGUUGGAUUCGCAAUUCCAAAAACUUCUAAAGUCUCAGGUUAGCUUAAUCUUUUCUUUUAUGGUCCGUCAAGCAUUCGAUAAAAUUGACAAUCUUCGUUUAUUGGCCUUACAAUGUUUAAAUGACCUAAGAAGACAUCCAGUGCUAAAAUAUGAUGAAGGGUUACAAAAUACCAUUCAAAAUUCAUACACUUGCGAGAUAGAAUCUUUUAAAAAAUUUAAAAAAGAGGAUUCGAAGAUCCGAUUCCUUGAAUGUCCCGCUUUUCGUGAAGAUGCUUUUAAGGGUAUAGUGACUUUUACAGGAAAUGGCUUUGGUGAUGGAAAGGUAUUUUUUUGCUAUAAUGGUUACAAACAUUAUGUUCGUAAAUUGAUUGAUUUCAGAGAUGAAAGUCAUUCAGAACAUGAGCUGUCGAAACAAGAUAUUUUCGAGUUAUAUAUAAAAUUUUUAACGUCUAAGGAAGAGGAUAAUCGUUCUUAUUACCAAGUAGUGUCGUCUUUUACGUCCUUAUCGCUCAGUGGUAUAUUUGAAAAGUUUAUUUCUUCAAAACCUGUUAUUCGUGUAGCUUUUCUAGCUCAACAAAGAGCUACGAAAUGUACUUCAACAGCAGGAGUUAUUAUUAUUCUUAAUAUGCUAAGGAGUUUUUUGAUAUCCAAAUACAAAACCUUAGCAUUAUACUCCUUAAAGUACACAUCUAACUUUCUUGCUCAUUCUCGAGAAAAUGUAAGGCUGCAGGCUGCUGACAUUAUUUUCUUUGCUAUUCAAGCAAAGAUUACUUCUUUUAUUCCCGAGGAAAUCAUAGUGGAAUUUGUUUCUUUAGAUUGGUAUGCACCUUCGCGUACGAAUGCUAAAUUCGUCAAAGGAUUUAGACAGCUUAUCCAGUUGAAAAUUGAGCAGGAUGAACAGUCUUCAAAAUAAGAAGGAGUUGAAUGUCCAUAAUUUACAGUAUGAUCAUCUAAAUUAAUAGGAUACAAUAGUUAUUUAAUUUUUU